Messenger RNA from Ooceraea biroi (clonal raider ant), 1605 nucleotides. RefSeq names its product 26S proteasome regulatory subunit Rpt1 (gene Rpt1). Gene Ontology annotation, molecular function: ATP binding; ATP hydrolysis activity. Lineage: Eukaryota; Metazoa; Arthropoda; Insecta; Hymenoptera; Formicidae. The record is from RefSeq and is a predicted model, not a curated record.
UCAGCAAAUCAAUUUCGCUGGUAAUCACGCGAGGACGUGUAACCUAACCUCUCUCUUUCCGUCAAGACCAGUCAGUGUCAGUUUCUACGGUGUUUUCUACGGAUUUGGGCGGAUUGCACCGACGGAGACAGCGAGAUUUAAAAUAUUAAGCGAGUCUGAACGCUAUAAAACAAUGCCGGAUCACUUGGGAGAAGAUAUGCGGAAAGUGAAAAAUGAGGAGGAAAAGGAAGAGAAGGAGAUCAAAUCACUGGAUGAGGGCGACAUCGCUUUGUUGAAAACUUACGGUCAAGGACAAUACACAAAGAGCAUCAAAGUUGUCGAGGAGGAUAUUCAAACGAUUAUCAAGCGCGUGAACGAGUUAACCGGCAUCAAAGAAUCGGACACUGGUCUGGCACCACCGGCACUUUGGGAUUUAGCGGCUGACAAACAGACUCUGCAGAACGAGCAACCGCUACAAGUGGCACGCUGUACCAAAAUCAUAAAUGCCGAUUCGGAUGAUCCAAAGUACAUAAUAAAUGUGAAGCAGUUUGCCAAGUUUGUAGUCGACUUGGCGGAUUCUGUUGCACCGACUGACAUAGAGGAAGGCAUGAGAGUAGGAGUGGAUCGUAACAAGUAUCAAAUUCAUAUUCCCCUGCCGUCCAAGAUCGAUCCUACUGUAACAAUGAUGCAAGUGGAAGAGAAACCUGAUGUUACUUACAGCGACGUUGGUGGCUGCAAGGAGCAAAUUGAGAAACUGCGAGAAGUCGUUGAAACGCCACUGUUACACCCAGAAAAGUUUGUCAACCUGGGUAUCGAGCCACCGAAAGGUGUUUUGCUGUUUGGCCCACCGGGCACAGGCAAGACUUUAUGCGCCCGAGCGGUAGCCAACAGGACAGACGCCUGUUUCAUACGUGUUAUUGGUUCGGAAUUGGUUCAAAAAUACGUUGGCGAGGGUGCCAGAAUGGUAAGAGAGUUAUUCGAGAUGGCGAGAAGCAAGAAGGCCUGCUUGAUCUUCUUCGACGAGAUCGACGCCAUCGGCGGUGCUCGCUUCGACGAUGGUGCCGGCGGUGACAACGAGGUACAACGUACCAUGUUGGAGUUGAUUAAUCAGUUAGACGGAUUCGAUCCAAGAGGCAAUAUAAAGGUUUUAAUGGCGACGAAUAGACCAGACACGUUGGACCCCGCGUUGAUGCGACCAGGCCGUUUGGAUAGAAAGAUAGAAUUCGGCCUACCGGAUCUUGAAGGGCGCACGCACAUAUUCAAGAUUCAUGCGCGCUCGAUGAGCGUCGAGAGGGACAUCAGGUUCGAGUUGCUCGCUCGUCUCUGUCCGAACAGUACCGGCGCCGAGAUCCGAUCCGUCUGUACCGAAGCCGGCAUGUUUGCGAUCCGCGCGCGACGCAAGGUAGCCACGGAGAAAGACUUCCUCGAGGCGGUCAACAAAGUCAUCAAAUCGUACGCCAAGUUCUCCGCAACGCCCAAAUACAUGACCUAUAAUUAGAUCCGUAUCCGCGAGCGACAAAUUAUUAGCGCUAGUCUUGAUUAUCAUUCUUUCUAUUAUCUGUACUCGUAUUAAUGAGAGAACGAUCUCGUUCUUACAAACAAAGUAAUAAACAUUGUUUUCCGAUA